UGGGCCGCGUGCCGCGAGGGGCGAGAUGGAGGAACAGGUGGCGGUGGUGGCGCAGCUGGAGAGCCUGGCCUUUGAGCCCGCCACGCAGGGGGCUCCUGCCCCGCAAGGGCCGCCGGGCGAGGAGCGGCCGGCAGCGGCGGACGGGCCGGCAGCGGCGGAGGGGUCGACGAGCCCUCCGAGCCCCUGGGAAGGAGGAAGGCCAGGGGAAGACCAUGCCUCGCCGUCCCUAGCCGAGGGAGUGUGCAGCCUCCCGCUGCCGGCGGAGCGUCCCAGCGCACCUCCCGCCGCCGUCCCCUCGUCGGAUUCGGACAGCGAUACAGAUUCAGACAGUUCGUCAACUACAUCCUCUUCUUCAUGUUCUUCUUCAAUACUGUCUGAUGAAGACGAUCAUCCAAAUGAGAAGGGUAACAGAUCUUACUGUGUUAAAACGAAAGAUGAGUUGACUAUUAAUAAACUACCUCCUGUUGAAGACUUAACAAUAGUUCUUCCUGAUGAUAUUGAACUGAAGCUCUUUGGGACAGUUUCCAGCAUCAUUGAGCAGCUAGUAAUAAUUGAAUCACUGAGAGGCCUACCUCCUGUAAAUGAAGACAGCAUAAUUUUUAAAGAAGAUCGGCAAGCAGCAGGAAAGAUAUUUGAGAUAUUUGGUCCUGUUUUACAUCCCUUUUAUGUGUUAAGAUUUAACAACUCUGAGCAUAUCAAAGCAAAACGUAUUAAUGUGCAAGAUAGCAUGUAUUUUGCUCCGUCAGUGGAGGACUUCACCCAGUAUAUAUUUGCAGAGAAACUGAAACAGGAGAAAGGUUCAGAUGCAUCUUGGAAGAAUGACCAAGAACCACCACCUGAGGCCUUAGAUUUCAGUGAUGAUGAAAAAGAAAGAGAAGCAAAACAGAAGAAGAAGAAGUCUCAAAGUCAAGGAAAGAAAACAUUCACAUCAGAAAUAAAUGCAUCAAAUUGUUUUAAAGGACGUCGUUGGCCAAUGCAACAGCCUUCUUCAAGUUAUUCAAGGGGAUACCGUGGCAGAGGAUUCUACAGGGAUUCCUUUCCUCCUCCAUCAGGACCUCCGGGUUUUUGGACACCAGAAGCAAGACCGCCACAGCUGUACUCUUCAGACAACAGAAUGCAUCAGGAAUACCCAGUGUUUCCACAACCUCAUAGAGAAGAAGAUCCAAUGAUGCAGCAGUAUCCCUUUCCUCCUCCGGGUUUUGGUUCUGUUAAUGAUGUGCCUCUAUUACACCUUCCACCUUCAAAUCCGAAUAUGAUCUGGACAGACCCAAACACGUACAACUCAUCAUACCCAUUUUUACAGCUGCCACCUCCUCCACCGCCGCCUCCUCCCCCUCCCCCAGAUAGCCAUCCGUCUCAGUUCAGGCCUUACUAAGUUUCCAUAAAUGUGCAUGCAGAGCACUGCAGUUUAAAGGGAGGACGAACAGGCUGCCAAGACUGUGUUCCUUUAUUUUGGAGGUGCUUCAUUUUUCUGCAACAGUGCAAGAGAGUUUGAUGCUCUGUGGGACAUUCAUAGAAAACUGUUUUUUUUCUAUAUAUGUUUCCUCUUUCAAAAAAGAAAACUAUAUUAUAAAAAUAACUGAAUAUUAAAUAAUGGUUUAUUUUUAUAAUAUCUGCUAGUUUGGAAAUAAAAUCAUUUUGGAUACUGGUAUGUGGUCAUGGAAAUCUAUUUUGUAAUAAAUGUAAGAGUUUAUAGAAAUACUGUCUAACAGUGAUGACAUAUCUCAUACUAGGUAUUUCAGUACUUUUAAAGUGGCUGUAUAUUGCUAUGCUAACUAUUUUUCUCAAUUUCUGCAAGUCUUGAAAUCUACUUACAUGGAAUCUAAGAA
This is a messenger RNA of Colius striatus (speckled mousebird), 1829 nucleotides long. It is a transcript of the gene NAF1, whose product is annotated as nuclear assembly factor 1 ribonucleoprotein. The transcript has 8 exons. Gene Ontology annotation, cellular component: sno(s)RNA-containing ribonucleoprotein complex. Gene Ontology annotation, biological process: box H/ACA snoRNP assembly; pseudouridine synthesis; ribosome biogenesis. The coding region runs from base 26 to 1375 and encodes 449 amino acids. Gene Ontology annotation, molecular function: RNA binding. The record is from RefSeq and is a predicted model, not a curated record. NCBI's taxonomy places the organism in Eukaryota, Metazoa, Chordata, Aves, Coliiformes, Coliidae.